UUAUGAACUAAGUACUUCACUUCCCCAUUGUUCAGAUAGCAGGUAGACAUGGCGAGCAAAGUUGCAGUUCGUUUUGUGGAUAACAAUGUCAACAUGGCCCAGUGGAAUCAGUUACAGCAGCUAGAGACGCGCUACCUGGAGCAGUUGUAUCACCUGUACAGUGACAGCUUCCCCAUGGAGCUGCGGCAGUUCUUGGCCCCCUGGAUCGAGAGCCAGGACUGGGCGUAUGCAGCCAAUAAGGAGUCACACGCCACGCUUGUGUUUCACAACCUGUUAGGGGAGAUUGAUCAGCAGUACAGUCGCUUUCUGCAGGAGAACAACGUCCUCUACCAGCACAACCUGCGGCGCAUCAAACAGCACCUGCAGAGCAAAUAUCUGGAGAAACCCAUGGAGAUCGCCCGCAUCGUCGCUCGCUGCCUCUGGGAAGAGCAGCGCCUGCUGCAGACAGCAACCACUGCACAGCAGGACGGUCAGGUCGCUCAUCCCACUGGUACGGUGGUGACAGAAAAACAGCAAAUAUUGGAACACAACCUGCAAGACAUUCGAAAGAGAGUACAGGACAUGGAACAGAAGAUGAAGAUGUUGGAGAACCUCCAGGAUGACUUUGACUUCAACUACAAAACUCUGAAGAGUGCUGGCGAACUAUCCCAGGACCUGAAUGGAAACAGCCAGGCAGCAGCCACAAGGCAGAAGAUGACUCAGCUGGAGCAGAUGCUAAGUGCUUUAGAUCAGCUGAGGAGGCAAAUAGUAACCGAGAUGGCCGGCCUGCUAUCUGCAAUGGACUUUGUGCAGAAGAACCUGACAGAUGAGGAACUGGCUGACUGGAAGAGGAGACAGCAAAUCGCCUGCAUCGGAGGACCACCAAACAUCUGCCUGGACCGUUUAGAGACAUGGAUCACCUCAUUGGCUGAGUCGCAGUUGCAGAUCAGACAGCAGAUCAAGAAGUUGGAGGAGCUUCAGCAGAAGGUCUCAUAUAAAGGAGACCCGAUUAUUCAGCACCGUCCCGCUCUGGAGGAAAAGAUCGUGGACCUUUUCCGCAACCUUAUGAAAAGUGCGUUUGUCGUUGAGAGACAGCCGUGCAUGCCCAUGCAUCCAGACCGUCCUCUUGUCAUCAAAACUGGUGUGCAGUUUACCACCAAAGUCAGGUUACUAGUGAAAUUUCCGGAGUUGAAUUAUCAGCUGAAGAUCAAAGUGUGCAUUGACAAGGAGUCAGGUGAUGUGGCAGCCAUUCGAGGUUCCCGCAAGUUCAACAUUCUUGGCACCAACACUAAGGUGAUGAACAUGGAGGAAUCCAACAAUGGCAGUCUCUCUGCAGAGUUUAAACAUUUGACUCUACGAGAGCAGAGGUGUGGAAACGGAGGCCGAACAAACAGUGACGCCUCACUGAUUGUGACUGAAGAACUGCAUCUGAUCACAUUUGAGACAGAAGUCUAUCAUCAAGGCCUAAAGAUUGACCUUGAGACACACUCUCUUCCUGUGGUGGUCAUUUCUAAUAUCUGUCAAAUGCCAAACGCAUGGGCGUCCAUCCUGUGGUACAACAUGCUGACCAAUCACCCCAAGAAUGUAAAUUUCUUCACCAAACCUCCGGUAGGGACGUGGGAUCAGGUGGCUGAGGUGUUAUGCUGGCAAUUUUCUUCCACAACUAAAAGAGGAUUGACCAUUGAACAGCUCACCACACUCGCAGAGAAACUUUUGGGUCCGUGCGUAAACUACUCCGGUUGCCAGAUCACAUGGGCCAAAUUCUGCAAAGAGAACAUGGCAGGCAAAGGUUUCUCGUUCUGGGUGUGGCUAGAUAAUAUAAUUGACCUAGUAAAAAAAUACAUUUUGGCUCUGUGGAACGAAGGGUAUAUUAUGGGCUUUAUAAGCAAGGAAAGAGAGAGGGCCAUCCUCAGCCCAAAGCCUCCUGGGACUUUCCUGCUACGCUUCAGUGAGAGCAGCAAAGAGGGUGGAAUCACCUUUACCUGGGUCGAGAAGGACAUCAGCGGUAAGACUCAGAUCCAGUCGGUGGAACCGUACACGAAGCAACAGCUUAACAGCAUGUCCUUCGCUGAGAUCAUCAUGGGAUACAAGAUCAUGGAUGCCACCAAUAUCCUCGUGUCGCCGUUGGUUUACCUCUAUCCAGAUAUUCCUAAAGAGGAGGCGUUUGGCAAGUACUGCCGCCCGGAGGCUCAGCCUGAUUCUGAAUUCCCUGACCCUGGAUGUGUAAUUCAGCCGUACCUGAAGACCAAGUUCAUCUGUGUCACCCCGUGUCCUUCAAUCUUCAUGGACUUUCCGGACAGUGAACUGCUUGGGAACGGCUUCCCAGGGACUAACUCUGGCAACACAAGUGAUUUGUUCCCAAUGUCCCCGCGCACGCUUGACUCUCUCAUGCACAACGAAGCUGCGGAGGCCAAUCCUGGACCUCUUGAAUCCCUCACUCUGGACAUGGAGUUGAGCUCAGAUCAUGCCUCACCUAUGAGAGAACCGUUUCCAGCAUCGACAGUCGCAGAUAUGGACACGUGCCGGAAUGCUUAAUUUUCGUUCAUUUUAGUUUAUCCUUUUUCAGUGAAAACAGUUAUUGUCAUGUACAUACCGUAAUAUGCUUAGGUGAUAUAGCCGCCUUCUCUCUCUAAGCCAGUUGUGUGCUCCUUUUAAGUAUUUACAGUCAUAGCCAAAAGUGUGCAAACACCAUCACCUUUUAGGUUGUUUGGUAUGUGAGCCAUUUCAUCACAGAAGUGUUUAUCUAUUUUUAAUUCUUUGACUUUUGUCAAAUGGCACCAUUUUACGCAAUGUAAAUUACAGACAUUUACUGAAAAAAAUGGAAAUAAAAUAGCUUAUUGACACAUUUAAAUUAUUUUAACUGUUAUAAAUGAAGAUGCUUGCAAAGUUUUGGCCAUGACUGUGUAGUAGCUAUCAAGUUUUUUUUUUUUUCAGAUGAAUGCUGAUAGGAAUAACCUUUCACUUAAAUUUGUAUUGCAGUAUCAAUGGUGUUUGGUUACCCUUACAAAAUAUUUUUUUGAGCUGUAAGUGUAGCAUUGCAUAGAGCCAGUAAAGCCUUCGUUUAUUACAUUGGACUUCAAAGUAUUGUUAAGCAGUACUUUAAAACUCCCAUGAUAGUGUUGUACCAUGUUUAUUGAAGCCAGGCUGUUGACUUGCAGCAUGACUUACUGACAGAUCAUAGUUUGUAAAGUUUGUGCAUGCAAGUCCAUCAAGUUCAUUAAGCUUCUGUCUGGUUUACAUAAUUAUACUGUAUUUUAAUAUUGCAGAUUUUUUGAAAUCUUUUAUUUGGAAAGUGAACAGAGGAAUAAUUAUAUAAAUAGUUCACGCAGAUAAGAGAUUGCCACCAUAUUCCCCUUAUAGUUUAUAGUGCUACUUGCACGGCAAGAGGGAUCUUCCACAGAGCCAAAAGGACUACAACGGUUAAGAAUUAGACAUUAUGUACAUACGUGCAUAUAUACACACACAUGCACACACGUUUCUAACAUAGUUUUACUUAAUGAUCAGUGAUAUUUGUCCAGGUAAGGUAGAGCUACAAACUGGAAUUUGGUGGAAAAUUAUGUUUCUUGAUUGUGUAACUACUUUGUUUUGUCUCAAUUUGUUUCUGACACUCUGUAUUUGUCUUUUCAAUAUAGUGUGUUUAUAAAUAUACAGCGCUAUGUAUAUUCUCUGAACUGUAAAAUUAAUCGUUGAUGAAAGCUCUUUGUGUUCUUCAUGCAGAUUUGGUUCAGAAAUAAAGUGCACCAUAUCACAAAUAUAUCACAAGUAGUCGGUAAUCCAGCUGUAUCUUUGAUGUUGACAAUUAAGACUACACUGAGAAAUCAUUUUUCUUGGUCAAUUCCUUGGUUUCUGUGAUAUACGCGUUAAGGUAGCGCCUGUGUCCUAAUGGGAAAGUUUUAUCAGCAAGCUCAAUUAAAUGAUUAUAUUACUGUGCAUAUUUAAAGGUCAUUCUCGCAAAUAAAUCUCAUCUACCUUUA
This is a messenger RNA of Paramisgurnus dabryanus, 3953 nucleotides long. The record is from RefSeq and is a predicted model, not a curated record. NCBI's taxonomy places the organism in Eukaryota, Metazoa, Chordata, Actinopteri, Cypriniformes, Cobitidae.